This is a messenger RNA of Perca flavescens (yellow perch), 1784 nucleotides long. RefSeq names its product serum paraoxonase/arylesterase 2. The record is from RefSeq and is a predicted model, not a curated record. Gene Ontology annotation, molecular function: arylesterase activity. The coding region runs from base 476 to 1546 and encodes 356 amino acids. The transcript is spliced from 9 exons. Lineage: Eukaryota; Metazoa; Chordata; Actinopteri; Perciformes; Percidae.
CUUCCGGUUCACAUCAAAAUCGGUCCCGUGGCCCGUUAUUUCAUUUCCUAUUUUUGAUCUGAGCAUUGAAUCGAAAUGACCCGUUAUUCGUUUUUUGGUAUCAGAUUCGUAAACGAAUAACGAAAUAACGAACCAUUUUUUCAUUUUCCGAUUUUGGAAUCUCAAUUGAAUAUGAAAAGAACGAAUGAUAAUGAUACACGGAUUCUCUUUUCACACCCACAGCCAGGUUUUUUUUUAAAAUUUAGUAUCCUUUUCAUCCUUAGGCCAAACUAUUUAACUGACACAUUGCGUGUGAUUAAAUAAAUACUGAAGUGACUUGUAGACUUGUUGCUGGGUGAGACAUUUUUUUAUUGGAAUAAUUGUGAUAUUGAACAUAUGUAAUGGUGCUUCUGGGGUACACGCUCUAGCUCCAUCUCUGGUGCUGCUAUGUAAAUGCACUCUGAAAGCCUUCCUGUUUCACCUUUAAUUUCUAAACAUGGCUCCCAUGAAGAAAGUAAUUGUUGCUGCUGUUGUUGCUGCUCUUGCAGCUUUCAUUGGACACCGAUUUCUUCAACUAAAGGAAAUGGCCCUCACGUCCAGAGAUGUUCCUGUGAAACCCCUCAACUGUCAUUAUUUAAAGAAUAUUGAAUAUGGGGCAGAGGAUAUCACAAUACUAAGAGAUGGACUGGCCUUUCUAAGCACAGGGUUGAACUAUCCUGGAAUGCCUUCUUUCUCCGAUGACCCAGGGAAAAUGUACGUUUUGGAUCUGCUGCACCCGAAGCCAACUCCAGUGGAGUUGCAAAUCAAAGGAGAGCUCGACCUCAGCUCUUUCAACCCACACGGCAUAAGUGUAUACAUCGAUGAAGCAGAUGACUCUGUGUACCUGUUUGUUGUCAAUCACCCGCACCACAAAAGCCAAGUGGAGAUCUUUCAUUUUGUUGAGGAGAACACACUUGUGCACCUAAAAACUAUUACCCACCCCCUACUCCACAGUGUCAAUGACAUUGUUGCAGUCGGAGUAGAGAGCUUCUACGCAACAAAUGAUCACUACUUUCCCAAUGAAGCGCUCCACUUUCUGACUGUCCUCCUGGGUCUCCCCUGGUGUGAUGUGGUGUACUACAGUCCAAAGGAAGCGAGGGUGGCAGCGGAUGGAUUUAUGUCUGCAAAUGGCAUCAACAUAUCCCCUGACAAACGGUAUAUUUAUAUUUCAGACAUCCUUGACCAUGCGAUCGACGUUUAUGAGAGACAAGAAGGGGAACAAUUAGUGCAUCUUAAGUCUGUAGCUGUUGGCUCACUCUGUGACAACAUUGAGGUGGACCACAGGACAGGUGACAUAUGGCUUGGUUGUCAUCCAAAUGGCAUGAAGUUGGUAACGUAUGACCCUGAAGAUCCACCCGGCUCAGAGGUCAUCCGGAUCAAGAACAUUCAUUCAGAGCAGCCGGUGGUGAGCCAGGAGUAUGCUGAUAAGGGCCAUGUGCUCAUAGCCUCCACUGUAGCAGCUCCCUAUGAAGGAAAGUUGCUAAUUGGCACCGUUUUCCACAAAGCCCUGUGUUGUGAUUUGAAAUAAUCUGUGUAUUUUGUAUCUAGAGUUACUACUGUUUAACAAUAGAAAUGUUGUAAGAAAAGAUUUGGAUAGAUAAAAAUAAAAAAAAUAAAAUCUUGAUUCACCGUUUGCAAAAGAAGAGUAAUAUUUUACUUGAUACAGACACUGGAUCAUGUCAUUUUAAAGCAGGAAACCAUCUAAAAUUCAUUUUGUAUCCUUUUCACAAAAUGCUGUUUUCUUGAUAUGAAAUGUUUGUUUUCUU